AUGGUCUCUUUUAGUAAAGAGGCAGUCCCUCUACAAUUCAACGAUUCCACGCCAGCCUACUCUAAUUCCGGCAAUAGUGGGAAGGCCCCUCAGGACCCAGGCGUGGGGCGGGAAAAUGCUGGUUUACCGACGAACGCCGCAGCGGAGCAUCGAACAAAGCUAGAGAGACGGUUGCAGGCCCAGCUCAGAGAUGGAAAGCGCAGCAGAGACGUUAAAAGGCUGCAAGAUCCUCUUGUCAGACACCUACUUAGGGUGGCAGGUAACGCUUCAUACAGGAACAUGCGGCAGAGCGUGAUUGUUACGGGCAAAAGCCUUAUUUGCGAGCUUCUUAAUGCCUUUCCUUGUAGACGCUUGGCAUUACGGCGUCAAAGCAUAGCAGCACUACAGGCGUCUUUGCCUGGAUUUCGCAAGUUCAUCGGUUUCGCAAAUGCAACACAGGACGUCGAGCCUGUGAAGGAAUCCAAGAGCGAGUCGGCUGCAAAAACCGACGGGCACUCUGACCUUUUAGGGACCCGCUCACCGUUGAACUUUCACGUUGAGACACAUUAUGUCAGCAACCGGAUUCUGCGAAAGGUAGCGGGUUUCCACUCCUAUGACGAUGGCUGCAUCGCUGAAAUGCAAAUGCCUGAACCGGCCGAUAACUUUGGAAACAUUCGGCUACUCCUUUGUUUGGGUCGCCUCCCCUCAUCUAUUGGGCAAAACGGCCCCCAUAAUUUGCCAGCAGUCUCUGCGCCAACACAUGAUUCUUCGGAUUCAGGAGCUACUGGCACUUUGUUGCGGACUGCAGCAGCACUGCAGUGGCAAGGCGCUUGGAUCUUGCCUUCGUGUCCAGAUGUCUUUAAUCCACUUGCUAUAAGAGCCUCACAGGGUGCGUUAUUCUGGCUACCAUACCGCUUCGGGAGCAUCGCGGAACUUGUGCAACUUUGCAAAGAGCAGGAUCUGGCAGUUUGUAUCCCACACGAAAAAGGUACCCCAGCAAAAACUCCCGGUAUUCUAGGUAGCGGAAAGAAAAAAGGAGUCUGCCUAAUACUGGACUCCAGCCUGCAAAGCAUUGCAGAUGCUAUGAUUGAUGGUGCUUCCACACAGAAGGUAGAUAUUGGCGGUUUCUCCUCGGACGUUAAGCCACUUUUGGGAAAGCAGACAUCAAAGUGUCUGCCUUCAGCAAAGUCCGUAUUCAAGCCGGAUAUGUUUCUCUCACUCGGUGCAGAUGUGGCUCCUGAUAAGAGCAUGCAACUUUUGCAUCCCAUUACAGUAGCAUCGCUACUCCUGUAUCACACGAAACAGGCCCAUUUUCCCAAUCUACGCGGUUCCCCUUUCCUUUUUUCUGUCGGACAAAAGUCGUAA
Messenger RNA from Cyclospora cayetanensis, 1344 nucleotides. RefSeq lists its product as uncharacterized. Gene Ontology annotation, molecular function: RNA binding; RNA methyltransferase activity. Bases 1 to 1344 code for a protein of 447 amino acids. The record is from RefSeq and is a predicted model, not a curated record. The transcript is spliced from 4 exons. NCBI's taxonomy places the organism in Eukaryota, Apicomplexa, Conoidasida, Eucoccidiorida, Eimeriidae. Gene Ontology annotation, biological process: RNA processing.